Messenger RNA from Zeugodacus cucurbitae (melon fly), 853 nucleotides. RefSeq lists its product as uncharacterized. Lineage: Eukaryota; Metazoa; Arthropoda; Insecta; Diptera; Tephritidae. Bases 1 to 258 code for a protein of 85 amino acids. The record is from RefSeq and is a predicted model, not a curated record. The transcript has a single exon.
AUGGAAAAAGUGACACACAAACGUACACACUCACAAACGCGUUACAAAAUACGCAAAGCCGAAUCGGUGCAGGAGACCCCAUUGGGUGCAGCAGCAACGCCAACCAACAAACGUGCCGCCAGCAAGAAACGUUUCUCUAUGCGCAAAUCACGUUCACUUGACGCGGAAGCAUACACGCUGGCCUGCGUACAAUCGCCGCUCUGGGCGACAUUAACGAAUGCCCGUACAAUCAAUGAAAUCUUACAGGACGACUACUAAGCGAAACGAGGAGGCAGCGCGGGUAGCGGGCGCUCAAUACAAAAAAAAGCAACCAAACUGUGCAAAUAGCACAAAAAAAGUAAAAAAAUGGUGGCAAAAGUUUUGCCUGUCAGCCGUGAAUAAGCAAAUAUCCAGCUAAAGUCAAUAGCCGUAAAAAAGCGCGCCCCAUAUUUGGCAUACACCUCCCUCUCCUCACAACGUAAACCUUUCAAAUCGAGAAGGAACUUACAAUUAAUUUUAAGAUAAGAAAAAAGAAGACCCCCCUCCACUCCCAGAGUGUGUGUUGGGUGAUGUAAGAAAUCUAUAAUUCAGCAAAAAUAUUGCGCGCCCAAGAAGGCGAAAGCAGACUUAUUAAAAAUUUAUUGUUUUCUGUGUUGAUAUUAAAUAAAUUGUAUAUCGCAUAUUGAUCAAGUUGCAAUGUAUUGAUAAUACAAAAAAUCUGAAUAACAUAGUGUAAUAGUAAUUUAAGAACAAAUGUACUUAAGAAUUUACUAACUAAAUUUGUACUAUAUCAUUUGCAAAAUGUUAAUGUUAAUUUAAUUUUUUGAACAAGUGGAACAUGAAAAAAAAUUUGAGUGAAAAAAAAUUAAUUAAA